Messenger RNA from Hibiscus syriacus, 2056 nucleotides. RefSeq names its product O-fucosyltransferase 9-like. The record is from RefSeq and is a predicted model, not a curated record. NCBI's taxonomy places the organism in Eukaryota, Viridiplantae, Streptophyta, Magnoliopsida, Malvales, Malvaceae. The transcript has 9 exons. The coding region runs from base 130 to 1974 and encodes 614 amino acids.
CCGUGAUUCCCAUCACCAAGUAAACCAAUCCACUUUACUUUUAGAAAACAAAUUCAGAAAGAAUGAGCUAAAAAGAUUAACCAAAUGAGAUCCUCAAGUCGUCACUAACUAUUUUUCUUUCUCUGUAAAAUGCGGAAUAGUAACCGUUCCAUCUCUCCUUCUCCGCCUUCUUCUCCGCGGUUUCGCCACGGACAUUCCAAGAACUUCACUGCUAGUGGCGGCGGCGGAGGCGGAUGUGCACGUGGUGGGAAGCUGAGGGCGGCGGAUAGGAUAGUGUUCCUGUUGAUAUCCGCGGUGUUCCGCAGAAAAGGCUUGCUGUUGUUCGCACCGUUGUUGUAUAUCUCGGGAAUGUUGUUGUUCAUGGGGUCUUUAGGCUUCGAUGUCGCGAGUUUGCAAAACGCGGUUUCUGUUGUUCAUAGGCGUUUGCCGACUGGCUCCGUUUACUGGAGUCCUCAGUUUUUUGAGAAGCUUUGGCCGUUUAUGGAGGCUGAUAGCCUUAGCAAUGCCAGUCAUAACGCGGUACUGUUUUUUUUGGGGGCUUCUACUGUCUAUUUAUUGUGCUUUGAGAAUUCUAAGACAAAACUCCAUAUCUGUUAUUUCAAGGGAUUAGUCGUUGUCAGGUUGAUGAUAUCUGCAAUUCUAUUUACCCGUCUCUUGCCUCUUGUAAAGUUAGAAAUUAACUGCUGCCUUUUUUGUUUUCAAGGUUUUUCAGAAUUGCCAGAGUCUAAUGGUUUCCUUAUAAUUGAAGCAAAUGGAGGCUUGAAUCAACAACGCUUAUCGAUAUGUGAUGCUGUGGCUGUGGCUUGGCUGCUAAAUGCAACUCUGGUCAUUCCAAUUUUUCAUUUGAACAGUGUUUGGCAAGAUUCCAGCAAGUUUGGAGAUAUUUUUGAUGAAGAAUUCUUUAUACAUGCACUUAGAAAUCAUGUGAAUGUGGUCAGAGAGCUCCCUGAAGAUGUACUUCAGAGGUUUGACAAUAACAUUAGCAACAUUGUUAACUUGAGAGUAAAAGGUUGGUCGAGUCCGGCUCAUUAUCUCCAGAAGGUUCUUCCAAAACUAAAGGCAAUGGGGGCUGUUCGCAUUGCACCCUUUUCUAACAGGUUGGCAUAUUCAGUUCCUUCAAAUCUACAAGGGCUUAGAUGCUUAUCCAAUUUUGAGGCACUGAGGUUUUCUGAACCUAUAUUGGCACUUGCUGAUAAAAUGGUUGAGAGGAUGCUCAAGAAUAGCUCCCAUAGUGGAGGAAAUUAUGUUUCUGUGCAUCUUCGGUUUGAAAUGGAUAUGGUUGCAUUUUCAUGCUGCGAGUAUGAUGGUGGGGAAGAAGAGAGACAAGAGAUGAAUAUUGCACGAGAAAGAAGUUGGAGAGGAAAAUUUAGGCGAAGGGGCAGAGUUAUAAGGCCAGAUGCAAAUCGUGUGGAUGGAAAAUGCCCAUUAAGUCCUCUGGAGGUGGGAAUGAUGCUUAGGGGCAUGGGUUUUGAUAAGAAUACUUCAGUGUUUGUUGCCGCUGGAAAUAUUUACAAAGCAGAAAAAUACAUGGCUCCCCUUAAACAGAUGUUUCCACUUUUAGAAACAAAGGAUACAGUGGCUACUCCAGAAGAACUUGCUAUAUUCAAGGACCAUUCAUCUAGGUUGGCAGCACUUGACUACACAGUUUGUCUUCACAGUGAAGUAUUUGUCACGACACAAGGUGGAAACUUCCCCCACUUCUUAAUGGGUCAUCGACGAUAUUUAUAUGGUGGACAUGCUAAAACAAUUAAGCCCGACAAGAGGAAAUUAGCACUGCUAUUUGAUAGCCGCCAUAUCAGAUGGGAAACCUUCAAACAGCAGAUGAAGGAUAUGCUACGCCAUAGCGAUGCGAAGGGAAGUGAAUUGAAAAAACCCACCGGCUCGGUCUACACUUUUCCAAUGCCAGAUUGCAUGUGUAAGCAAACAGAAUCCGUUCAUGAAAACGGCAACACGACUAAACUUAUAUAUAGUUAAGUUUAAACCCUCUUGGUUAAGAUUUUCCACAACCUAUAAUUUAUAGUGUAUUAUACAACCAGUCGAGUUCUAGAAUUACAAA